This is a messenger RNA of Betta splendens (Siamese fighting fish), 1269 nucleotides long. It is a transcript of the gene stpg1, whose product is annotated as sperm-tail PG-rich repeat containing 1. Gene Ontology annotation, molecular function: histone binding; chromatin binding. NCBI's taxonomy places the organism in Eukaryota, Metazoa, Chordata, Actinopteri, Anabantiformes, Osphronemidae. The record is from RefSeq and is a predicted model, not a curated record. Gene Ontology annotation, cellular component: germinal vesicle; male pronucleus; female pronucleus. Gene Ontology annotation, biological process: epigenetic programing of male pronucleus. The transcript has 9 exons. The coding region runs from base 90 to 1091 and encodes 333 amino acids.
CGUGAACUUACAGCGAGCUCUUGUUUUCUCUUCACCAGUUCAGCUAGCUCCCGGCGAGUGUCCGGGAUCUGUGGCGGAGUCGUCUUUGCAUGCAUCGCCAUGAUGGAUCGAGCUAUCUAGAAACAAAACAGCGGCUGGUUGAUAAGACUCCAGGUUACACUGUCUCAUCUUCAAUACCGACAAAAUACCAAAGAGUGGUGAUAACAAAUGAAGAAAAGAAAGGGUUUUCCUCUCAGGCCAAGCGGUUUUCCUCACACAUUUGCCUGAAUGAAAAUCCAGGACCAGGCAGCUACAGCUGUACCACAAGCACUGAAGCUCAAAGUCCCUCCUUCUCUAAGAAAGGCACUACAGGCUUUGUUGCAUCCAGGCCUCCCAGGGGUUACAGUGAUCCACAGAGGAGCAUCCCAGGACCGAAUGUAUACAACAUACAGAGCUCCUUUAUGAACAAGCAUGACUUCAACACUGGGGUCUCCAGAGUGUUCAGGUUGCCUGUGGCUGUGCAGCUGGAUGGGCCCAAGCAAAAAAGUCCAGCACCAAAUCAGUAUGAUGUCACUUGUGGCAGUAGAGAGAGACUUAAUGCUGUGGUCGGAACGUCGGGUUUCCUCUCAAAAACUGGACGUAAUACAUUUUACCCCAAUGGAAAUAUGCCAUCACCAUGUCACUAUGAGGUGAAGAACCAUUUUAUCCAGCACAGCUCAAAGGCAGUCUUGUCACCCUUCAAGUCCAAAACUCAGAGAAUCCCUGCUCUAGUGGACAACCAUGUGCCCGGUCCAGGAGCCUAUAGUCCACAUCAGACCCGCAUUCCAGCCAAGAAAACCAUGCUACCGAGGGGUUAUUAUUUGGCAAUAUCAGCACCAGCUCUGAUUGUACCUAAGGACCCCCCCUUACCAGGCCCUGGGCAGUAUGACCUUGUCAGGAAGGACAGCUCAUCUAAGCAUCCUUUGCCCACUGCUGCGUUCGCUUCCACAACUGAACGUAAACCUCAAAUCUGCCAGACUGAUGCGAAUCCAGGACCGGGUUUCUAUAAUCCACGGGUUUGGACAAAGCAGUCUUUCUUUUACAAUGAUUCCAAAGUCUGGAUUCCUGCAUAGACAUUUUUCUGACAUUGUCCUUAUCCAACGGCUUCUACGCAGGGAUGAUAUAGCAGAAGUGUUGCUGCAGCUGCUGGUCCACUGGGUUGGACGCCACAAUAACAGCUGAGAGCUUGAGAAGACACCGCUGUGGCAACUGUGAGACAGCAGACAGGAGGGUGGAGCGCGGCCCUGUAUG